GGCUGGGCUGCCUCUGACCGAAGUCCUCGGCUCGUGACCGCGGCCCGAGCCCCCGCCCCUCUUUCGCCUCGCGGCCCAGCGGCCCCUCCGCUCGCUCCGCGCCGCGCGCCCGCGCCCACGGACAAUCCUCUCCUUGUCUGGGGCGCCGGCAUCUAGAGUUUUCUGUAACCUCCGGCUACGCCUUUUUUCCAGGGCGGAGCCGCCGCCCUGCUCCUCCUCGCAGGGAGCCGCGCCGCAGCCCGGGUCGCCUUCCCAGAGCCCCCGCUCCGCGGUGGGGAUCCAGGCGCGCACGGGAGCCCGGUGCGGGCCUGUGUGCGGUCUCGGCCCGCUCCCCGCCAUGGCCUCCUGGGGCCCCGGACUCCCGCUCCUGCUGCUCCCGCUGCUGCUCCUGCUGUCGCCGCCUCCUGCGACCUCGGCUUCCGACCGUCCCCGGGGCGGAAACCCUGUCAACCCAGAGAAGUUGCUGGUGAUCACCGUGGCCACAGCCGAGACGGAGGGGUACCGGCGUUUCCUGCGAUCAGCUGAGUUCUUCAACUAUACAGUGCGGACACUGGGCCUGGGAGAGAAGUGGCGAGGGGGUGAUGUGGCCAGAACAGUCGGUGGAGGACAGAAGGUCAGGUGGCUAAAGAAGGAAAUGGAGAAAUAUGCCGACCGGGAGGAUAUGGUCAUCAUGUUUGUGGACAGCUAUGAUGUGAUUUUGGCUGGCAGCCCCUCAGAACUGCUGAAGAAGUUCGUCCAGAGUGGCAGCCGCCUGCUGUUCUCUGCAGAGAGCUUCUGCUGGCCUGAGUGGGGGCUGGCAGAGCAGUACCCUGAGGUGGGCACGGGGAAGCGCUUCCUCAACUCUGGUGGAUUCAUUGGCUUUGCCCCCACCGUCCACCAGAUUGUCCGCCAGUGGAAGUACAAGGAUGACGAUGAUGAUCAGCUGUUCUACACUCGACUCUAUCUGGACCCAGGACUGAGGGAGAAAUUCAGCCUUAAUCUGGAUCAUAAAUCCCGGAUCUUUCAGAACCUCAACGGGGCUUUAGAUGAGGUGGUUUUAAAAUUUGAUCAAAAUCGUGUGCGUAUACGGAAUGUGGCCUACGACACGCUUCCUGUUGUGGUGCAUGGGAACGGUCCCACUAAGCUCCAGCUGAAUUACCUGGGAAACUAUGUCCCCAAUGGCUGGACUCCUGGGGGAGGCUGUGGAUUCUGUGACCAGGACCGGAGGACACUCCCAGCAGGGCAGCCUCUCCCCCGGGUGCUUCUGGCCGUGUUUGUGGAACAACCGACCCCGUUCCUGCCCCGCUUCCUGCAGAGGCUGAUGCUCCUGGACUAUCCCCCCGACAGGAUCACCCUCUUCUUGCAUAACAACGAGGUGUACCAUGAGCCCCACAUUGCCGACUCCUGGCCCCAGCUCCAGGACCACUUCUCAGCUGUGAAUCUGGUGGGGCCGGAGGAGGCCCUGACCCCAGGCGAGGCCAGGGACAUGGCCAUGGACAAGUGUCGGCAGGACCCUGAGUGUGAAUUCUACUUCAGUCUGGACGCUGAUGCCGUCAUCACCAACCAGCAGGUCCUGCGCAUCCUCAUUGAAGAAAACAGGAAGGUCAUAGCACCCAUGCUGUCCCGCCAUGGGAAGCUGUGGUCAAACUUCUGGGGCGCCCUGAGUCCCGACGAGUACUACGCACGCUCCGAGGACUACGUGGAGCUGGUGCAGCGGAAGCGAGUGGGCGUGUGGAAUGUGCCCUACAUUUCCCAGGCAUAUGUGAUCCGGGGGGAGACCUUAAGGACAGAGCUGCCUCAGAGGGAGGUGUUCUCUGGCAGUGACACUGACCCAGACAUGGCCUUCUGUAAGAGCCUGAGGGACAAGGUGAGCAUGGCAGCAGGACCCAGUGCUGGGGUGCCGGGAGGCAGCCACCUCGUGUCUCCUUCUCACACCCUCUCCCCACUCCAGGGCAUCUUCCUCCAUCUCAGCAAUCAACAUGAAUUUGGCCGCCUCCUGGCCACUUCCCGGUAUGACACAGACCACCUACACCCCGACCUCUGGCAGAUCUUUGACAACCCCCUGGACUGGAAGGAGCAGUAUAUUCACGAGAACUACAGCCGGGCUCUGGAAGGGGAGGGACUCGUGGAACAGCCAUGCCCGGAUGUGUACUGGUUCCCCCUGCUCUCAGACCAGAUGUGUGAUGAGCUGGUGGAGGAAAUGGAGCACUAUGGUCAGUGGUCAGGAGGCCGGCAUGAGGACUCAAGACUAGCUGGAGGCUACGAGAAUGUGCCCACCGUAGACAUCCACAUGAAGCAGGUGGGCUAUGAGGACCAGUGGCUGCAGCUGCUGAGGACAUACGUGGGGCCCAUGACCGAGAGCCUGUUCCCAGGCUACCACACCAAGACCCGGGCGGUGAUGAACUUUGUGGUCCGCUACCGGCCGGAUGAACAGCCUUCUCUGCGGCCACAUCAUGAUUCAUCCACCUUCACUCUCAACGUUGCUCUCAACCACAAGGACCUGGAUUAUGAGGGAGGUGGCUGCCGCUUCUUACGCUAUGACUGUGUGAUCUCAGCCCCACGGAAGGGCUGGGGGCUUCUGCACCCGGGCCGUCUCACCCACUACCAUGAGGGGCUGCCUACCACGAAGGGCACUCGCUACAUCAUGGUGUCCUUUGUCGACCCCUGACACUCAACCACUCUGCCAAACUCUCCUGCCGUUGUGCCUUCUUAUGCCCCACUCCUUGGAGAGGGUCUGUCUGGCUCUUCAUCUACUGAGUGUAUGUUCGGUGUGUCUGGGACUGGAUGUCUCACCUCGCUCCCCAACACACAGCCCUCUCAAGAAGCUCCUGGAGCCCCCUUGUCCCUCCCUUCAGCCCCCAAGAGUUCAUGGGAGAGAGCUUCUGGGGUUCCCCAUGUGAUAACUUAUUGUUUCUUAGCCUCACUCCCAAUAAAGGAGGAUUUGUAA
Myotis daubentonii (Daubenton's bat) is the source of this 2926-nucleotide messenger RNA. RefSeq names its product procollagen-lysine,2-oxoglutarate 5-dioxygenase 3 (gene PLOD3). The record is from RefSeq and is a predicted model, not a curated record. Gene Ontology annotation, biological process: peptidyl-lysine hydroxylation. Gene Ontology annotation, cellular component: endoplasmic reticulum. Lineage: Eukaryota; Metazoa; Chordata; Mammalia; Chiroptera; Vespertilionidae. Gene Ontology annotation, molecular function: iron ion binding; L-ascorbic acid binding; procollagen-lysine 5-dioxygenase activity.